Messenger RNA from Phytophthora sojae, 606 nucleotides. RefSeq lists its product as hypothetical. The record is from RefSeq and is a predicted model, not a curated record. The transcript is spliced from 4 exons. Lineage: Eukaryota; Oomycota; Peronosporomycetes; Peronosporales; Peronosporaceae. The annotation marks the transcript as partial.
UCACCAAAGUCGCCAGGCCGCUCUGCUGCGGCACCGAAGUCGGGUGCUGAAGAUUCGGCGGGCGGGCCGAAGUCUGCUGCCGCACCAAAGUCAGCUGCCGGUGCGUCAAAGUCUGCUGCCGGUGCGUCAAAGUCUGCCGCCGCACCGAAGUCUGCUGCGGGUGCGUCGAAGUCACCAAAGUCGCCAGGCCGCUCUGCUGCGGCACCGAAGUCGGGUGCUGAAGAUUCGGCGGGCGGGCCGAAGUCUGCUGCCGCACCAAAGUCAGCUGCCGGUGCGUCAAAGUCUGCUGCCGGUGCGUCAAAGUCUGCCGCCGCACCGAAGUCUGCUGCGGGUGCGUCGAAGUCACCAAAGUCGCCAGGCCGCUCUGCUGCGGCACCGAAGUCGGGUGCUGAAGAUUCGGCGGGCGGGCCGAAGUCUGCUGCCGCACCAAAGUCAGCUGCCGGUGCGUCAAAGUCUGCUGCCGGUGCGUCAAAGUCUGCCGCCGCACCGAAGUCUGCUGCGGGUGCGUCGAAGUCACCAAAGUCGCCAGGCCGCUCUGCUGCGGCACCGAAGUCGGGUGCUGAAGAUUCGGCGGGCGGGCCGAAGUCUGCUGCCGCACCAAAGUCA